AUGUAUAAAUCACCUAUUUUGGAUCAAUUUCAACAUAAUUUACAAAUGCCAUCAUAUUCUACAAUGACUUAUAAUUCUAAUGUAUUAAAUUACCAACCAAAUAUUUCAUUUAUACCCUAUACAGCAAAUGUUAAUUAUUUUAAUGAAUAUAUUCCUGAAUCAAAUGGUAGACAUAUGGCAAUACCUGUAAGUAAUAACAAAAAUAUUGAAAAUCAUAAGACUGAAUUAAUUAUUCCAUCAUCACCUUCAACUAUUGAAAAUUCUACACCACCAACCUACUCACCAGCUAAUGAAACGUUUCCUACACAUUUAUCUAAUUCUCCUGAACAUUUUCCAAACUCUUCACAAAGAUAUGAUGUUCAUUAUGAUAAUAAUCAAACAAAUUACUCAUCAAUGCCUUAUAAUCCACCAUUCCAUCAACAAUAUCAGGUACCAAUAAAUCUUUCUGGAACACAAAAUUUACAAAAAUAUACUAAUAAUAUAGUUACAAAUUCACAAUAUCAAUAUCAUACAAUUCCAGAAAAAGAUAAAGAUGAAUUUAAACGUAGACCAUAUACAAAGCAUAAUAGAAUGUCAAUUCAUGCAAAUAGUGUUUGCUGUAAUUGUGGAACAACUAAAACAACAUUAUGGAGACGAAGUGAAAGUGGUGAACCUGAAUGUAAUCCUUGUAAUCUUUAUUUCCGAGCAAACCGUAAACCACGCCCACAACAUUUAAUGAAAAAAACUAUUUUAAGGAGAGCCAGAAGAAGACCAGCUACUAAAAAUUUUUCUGAUAAUCCAAAUAUGUCAAGUGAAAAUAUUCUUGAACAACCUCUUCCUAGUGAAUUUACGGAAUAUUUUCCAUCAUUUUAA
Molecule: messenger RNA, 852 nt
Organism: Strongyloides ratti
Lineage: Eukaryota; Metazoa; Nematoda; Chromadorea; Rhabditida; Strongyloididae
Product: GATA-binding factor C
Exons: 1
Coding region: 1-852 (283 amino acids)
Biological process (GO): negative regulation of transcription by RNA polymerase II; cell fate commitment; positive regulation of transcription by RNA polymerase II
Molecular function (GO): RNA polymerase II cis-regulatory region sequence-specific DNA binding; zinc ion binding; DNA-binding transcription factor activity, RNA polymerase II-specific
Source: RefSeq, a predicted model, not a curated record